CUCAUUAAUUCUUAUGUUUGCUGGUGACAGAUCUCCCUGUCCGGGGAGGAGGAGGAGGAGUGUGUGGAAAUGCAGUCACUGGGUGGAGGCUGGAUGAAAGCAGCGGGACCUGGGCUUCAUGUGGGCGGCAGUGAGUUCAAGGUGAAGCGGUCACGUUGUUUUAUUGCGGUCAGUGGACUUACUGCUCCGUCCCGCAACUCCGGAGGGUGGCUCAGGAGAGGCGCUACCCCCUGGAGACAGCCAAGUAGCUUCCUGACCAAGUGGAAAAAGAAUGGCGAGGAACUGAAAGGAAAUGUUAAUAUGGGAGAUACUUGUGCACCAACUGUAACCAUGGAAACCAGGGAGGAUAUUUUGGAACAUAAAACUACUUGUGUGUCCAACUCCGUUGUUAUGGAAAUAGAAGGAACAGAAAAUGGCACUUUUCAUCAAGAAACCAUUACUGUGACUGCUGAAAGAGAACAUGCUGGGUUAAAUUAUCACCAGCAAAUGUUGAAACCUUGUGCAUUAACAGAACCUGCUCUUUUAGCGAGCGUAAAAGAAGCCAGUGGUGAAAAUCAAAACAACAAUGCAUCUGGCAUUGAACUUUCUUUCCAAAUGGAUAGCCUAGAUCAAACGGAGCAAGUACCUUUAGUGUUUGGAAGCAUGUCUUCAUCCUAUGAAAUGCCCGAAGCGAUUUAUGCUAUUAUUCACAAAGAUCACUUCAAAGAUUCUUUAACUAAUGUCCUGAGUACAGCGACUGCUCAAUCACUGGAAGAGGAUUUAGAGGUGACAUGCCAAGGCAUUGCAAGUGAACCUUUCACACUGACCACAGCUGCAGCAGUUGUAGAUGAGUUCAACCAAGAGGCAACAGUGAGGGCCUUCCAAACUACCAGUGAAACUGAAAAUGAGUCAGCCACUUCUGCAGUCACUGGGCCGAAGGGGUAUUUAACAGCAAAUUUGUCAAUAACCAACGAGAAUGAAAAAAUAGAAGAAACCAUUCUAGAAGGCGGCGGAAAUAAAGAAAUUGUUGAACCCUUCUCCACAACGGGUCAGGGCAUGAAUGGUCUGUCAGCCACUCACCCGAUUGGAUUUAUAACAUUUUAUUCGAUCAGUAAUGGUAAUAAAACAUCAAACAGAAGUAUAACUUAUCACAGGGAUUCAGAAUGUUUGCCAAAUGACACUGCUGUGCAAUAUGUGGAAGAAUUAGAAACUGCCGGUACAGAGAAAUUCAAAUUCAUUAAUAAACAUUCAAAUUACUUCAUUUAUGAAAGUCAAUCUAACGGGAGUGCACCUUCCCGAAGUAAGAACCUUGCGUUCAAAGAAAUGGAAACAGAGGAUAGGUCGCUAAGCAGUAAAACUAACCAGAAUGAUGAAGUGAAAGUUAAGCCUAAUAAUACCAAGUUUCAAUCUGCUGAACAGAAUCAAGAACAAAACAGCCAGACCGAAGCAUCAGGCAAUGAAAAUGUGGACACAGAACAUAUGGAUUUUGCCACUGCCCGCAGACAGUGGUUGCUAUUAGAAGAAAUUAGCAAAAUGCAAAACCAUCGGCCACUGGUCAAAUCACAGAAGACCAAAAGUUUAAUUAAACGUAUUUUUAAAGACAACACUGAUGGUCCUUCCGUUAUGGAACUUACAAAUAAAGUGACAGCUCAUGCAGAUUCUGCUUCUUUCUCUGGAGAUAAAGUACAAAGCAGCACAUCAGAAGCAAUCAAAAUGCAUGAAGUGGAAUCCUGGAGAGAUUUGACAAACCUGCAUAACAAAGUUGGCAUUGCUGCAUUACAGGAGAACAAGGGUGGAGUGGAGAAUUUAGGGCAGAACCUGUUCUUGAACAUAGCAGAUUUUAGUGCUUGUUCCGAAGACAGUGAUUCUGGUCUGGAUGACUCAACAUCCAGAUCUGAAAGUGACAAUUUAACUGACACAAUAUUUCAGAAUGAAGCUUCAAGCUCUGUGUCGGCCACAAAUGGAAAAGCUGAAACACCGAUUGAAAGAGAGAUCCGUCUAGGUGUGAAACGAGAAGAAAGCCUAAGGAAGGCCAGGGGCAUUAAAAAACACCCCGGCUCUGAGGAGUAUGUCGAAAUCAAAACCAGGCCACUUAUUUUUCAGCCAGUUCCUUCCCCUUUGGCCAAAGCUAAAAUUAAUCAAUUUGCUGAGAUGCAGAUGCAGCGUGAAAUCUUACUUGAGCGCCAACGGGAGGAAGACCUUGUCCAGCAAGGAAAGGUAAAGGGAACAUAUGACCAAAGUCUGAUUCCAGAGAUUGAGGAGAGAAGGAAAUUCUUUGAACAACAUUAUCCUUUUCCACUACCGAUAAACAGCAAAAUGUUUAACCUCCAUAUUACUCCUGCACCUUCGACAAUGAAAAAGUGUUCUUUCAAUAAUGAAGUGAAUUUUGACAACAAUAGAUUGGAAAAUAGUUUAUUCAAUUCUUCCAAGGAAGAGAAGACAGGCGUUGGUGAUGAAAUAUUGAAGUUUAAAUACCCAACUGCCGAAACCUCUAACGUUGUGAUACUGGAAACUUCAGAUGUGGUCCUACGCCGUUCCUCACACUUUUCACUAUCAUCGAUCUCAUCUCCACUGUCAGAGGACUUACUGCAAAAGAACCCCUUCUUCAAGCUCCGCUCAAAUGGAUCUGAAUCCAUUCUGAAUCAGGAGAUUAAAGAAGUCCUGCAGCGAGAGGAAGAGCUUCGUAAACAAAGGUGCUUUCUUCAUGGAAUGGAAAAUUCAUCUGAAAGCAGUUUACCAUCUUCAGCCAUUACUGGUAAUUUGUCACCAGGGUUCCUUUACAGAACACCAAUAUUGAAUGCAGCACAAGCCGUUCCUGCUACAGUUGAGGUAUCACUAGGCAAGCACAUGGAGAUAGCAAGUUAAUCGGAACCCAGAGGAGCAGGACAUAAGGGCAACAAAAUCAUGUCACAGGAUUGCCAUGACUCUGCACUGGGAGACUGUGUAUGCACUAGCAACUACAGAAAUGAAUAGCACUCGUAGAGGAACAAAAUGAAUUGAAUUGCAUACUUCAGCAAAUAAGGUUGUUGAACUAAGUUCAGACCCAAAGGCCACAGUGUUCUGCACUUCCAUAUGCUUUGAGCUAUUACAUGAUUAAUACACUUUCUUAAUCAUUUAAAAUAUUCCUUCACUUCUUUUAAUUGACGAACAAUUGUACUAUUCAUGUCCUAUUUGCAUACUCUUUUUAUUUUCUCUCAAUGGUUUGAAAUUUCAGCUUACAUAAGUAGAUGGACUUUGUGAUUUCAGUGAAAUGAGCUGUCCCUGUAACUGGUCUAAAGUUUCAACUCAUAAACCUCAAAACAAAAGGAGAAACAUGUGAAACUAAUAAUUCCAUAAGCUUUUAAUUUGUUAAAGUGUUUAUAAGAAGAUAUUAAUGUGGAAUUUAAAUAUAAAAGGAUAAUGGUUUCUCAGAUUGCACCUAAUACACUUCAGAAUAUGAUGUGUUGUAAUAUUUUUAAAAAGCUCCUUGCAAAAGAUGCUUCAUUUUCCCUAUUACUGCAAAAGCCAAGUCUUUGUAAAAUGCUGCCAAACAGGGUAGGGACCAGGUGUAAAGAACAGAUGUGGCCAAUCCAGUAUUGCAAAAGAUGUAGUAUAGCUCUUUACUGCAUGUAAACCUAAUUUAAAAACAAAAAGAAAAUUCUGAAAAUACUCUGCAUUAAAAGCAAAGUCACUGAAAUAUUUAACUUCAGAGCCAGAGCAGAAAACAACAGUCAGUGGUCUGGAAAGAAACCUGAGGCAAGGAACCCAACUUCAGGUGGAACAAACAGUAUUUCACAUGUUGCGUGAAGAGGCAGGUGUAGUUAGGUCUAACAGUUCCUUUUUAGUGUAUAACCUAUUCAAUAUGAUAACAAAACCAGCACAUUUUCUUCUCCCUCCUAUCACCUUGAUUCGCUCCACAACAACCUCCAACAUCCCUUUCCUUUUCACAGCACCUUUCUAAGCAAGUACAGCAUGUGCAACACAUUUCACUUGUACCUCUUCACAACCUCCCAGGUUCAUAAACAGUUGUUUCAGUUGUAACAACAAUUUACUAGUACUUGUUUCUGUUUAGUAAGCUGGAUAUACUGCUCACUAUACAGUACACUCCAACAUUAGUGAAUGGCAACUUUGCAGUUUCCCCAUGGAAUCCAUAUGGGUAAUACCAACCUGCUGGUUCCCUUUCAUUUUAAUUGUCUGCCCCACUCCCACUGUGUCUUCUGACACCUGCACAUUUCCAAUGAAGCUUAAAGAACUGAAUUUCAUCUUUCAGUUAAUCAUUUUACAGUCUUCUAGACUUAAUGUUGAGUUUAAUAACAAAAUCAUGUGUUGCCCCAAAUUCGUUCAAGAGACAGCUGUUGAUGAUGAUGAGCCAUUCCGGUCUUCAUUCUACCUGUCUCAUUAUCACCUCUUGUUUGCCUUGUACAAUUACCCUAUUUGUCAAACAAACUUGCCCUCCUAUCGCAAAGAUUUACUCUUGCUGUAAACCUAUUUCUCUUUUCUGCUUUAGUGCUUGUUAAAAACAUUAAUUAAGUUUGUAACUUUUUCAAAUUCUGAAUAGAAGUGAUUGACCUGAAACACUAACUCUGUUUCUGUCUCCACAAAUGUUGUCCAGAUUCUUGAAUAUUACCAGCAUUUUCUGUUUUAUUUUUUCAUUUCAAUUUUCCAGCAUUGCAGUAUUUUGCUCUUGUAUUGUAGCCUAAGCUAAGCGUGGCCAUAAGACCACACUUAGGUAUUUAACAGUAAACUUCUUUCAUUUUACUAUUAACAUUUUAGGAGUUUAUUUCUUGAACCACUGUAGUAAGAACACCUGAUUAUGCAACUGUUGAGGGAGUUCCAGGAUUUUGACCCAGCAACACUGAAGGAACAGUGAUAUACUCCCAAGUGAAUGGUGACUGGCUCAGAUGGGAAUAUACAGGUUGUAGUGUUUCCAGAUAUCUGUGGCCCUUGUCCUUCAAGUGGAAAUUGUGGGUUUGGAAGUUGCUGUCAGAGAACCCAUGGUGAAUUUCUGCAGUGUAUCUUGGAGAUGGUAAACAUUGUUGCUACUGACCUUUGAUUGCAGAUGUUCAUGUAUGUGGUGUCAACCAAAUGGGCUGUUUAGUCCCAGUGAUGUCAUGCUUCUUGAGUGUUUUUGGAGCUGCACUCAUUCAGACAAGUGGGCAGUAUUACAUCACACUCCAAACAUAUGGUGGACAGGCUUUAGGGAGACAGGAGAUGAGUUACAUGCUGCAGGAUUCCUAGCCUCUAGCCUUCUGUUGUAGCCGCAGUAAAUAUAUUGCAAGCACAGUUCAAUUUAUGGUAAAUGAUAACUCCAGAAUGUUAAUAGUGGGAGAAUUGAGUGAUGGUAAUCCCAUUAAAUGUCAAAAAAUGAUCGUUAUAUUCUCUCUUGUUGGAGAUCGGCACUUGUAUGGCACGAAUGUUACCUGCUGCUUGUCAGCCCAAGCUUAGAUAUUGUUCAGACCUUGUGGCAUUUUGGAUGUGCCCUGCUCAGUAUCUGAGGAAUUGUGAAUUGUGCUGAACAUUGUGCAAUAAUUAGUGAACAUCCUCACUUCUGAACUUAUGUGGAGUGAAAGUUAUGAACGAAGCAGCUGAAGACAGAGACCAUGCUGAAGAACUCCCACAGAGUUGUCCUGGAGCUGAGAUGAUUGACCUCUAACAACUACAUGCAUAUUUCUUUGUGUCAGGUAUGAAUCCAAUCAGCAGAGAGUUUUUCCCUCGGUUCUUAUUGUCUGUCAUGUUGCUAGUGCUACUUGUUGUCAGGUUCGGUCAAAUGUGGCUUUGAUAUCAAGGUCAGUCAAUUUCAGGAACAAUUACAGCAUCCGCAGUUCUUUUGGUUUUUAUUCAGUCAAUUUCACCUCACCUCCAGAAUUCAGCUCUCUUGUCCAUGUUUAAACUGUAGUUGUGAUGAGGUCACAUGUUGAAUGGUCCCGGUGGAAACCAUAUUGAAUAUCAAGGAGGAAUUUCUUCCUAAGCAAAUGCUGCUUGAUGGCCCCUUCCAAGACUUUACUGAUGAUUGAUGGUAGAGUGUUGAGCAGUAAUUGGUCAGGUUGAUUUUCCACAUUGCCGCGCAGUUGCCAGUGUUUAGCUAAAAUAAAACAGCUUCACUAAGGGGACAGCAAGUUCUGGAACACAAGUCUUCAAUACUUUUGCCAGAAUAUUGCCAGUGCCUUCAUAUUAUUCUGUGCCUUUGCCAUUUCAUGAUUUCAUGUGGAGUAAAUCGAAUUGGCUAAAAACUGUUCUGAAGGAGGCUGCAAUGGCUCAUCAUUUCGUCACUUCAGGCAGAAGAUUGUUGCAAAUGCUUCAGACUUAAAUUUUGCCCUAAUGUAUUGGUCUUCCCUGUCAUUGACAAUGGGAAUAUUUGUGUAGCCACCUCCUUCUGUGAUUUGCUUUAUUAUCUUCCACCAUUCACAACUGGAGGUAGCACGACAGCAGAGUUUAGAUCUGCUCUGUUGGUGAUAGAAUUGGUUAGCCCUGUCUCUCGCUUGUUGUCUCAGCUGUUUGCCAUGCAAUUAGUCCUGUGUUGUAGCUUCACUGGGUUGACAAUUCAUUUUUAGGUAGCCUAGUGAAACAGGCAAGCUGUUCAGCACUCUUCAUUGGACCAGGAUUGAUCCCCUGGCUUGAUGGUCAUGGUGGAGUAGGAGGAUACACCAAACCAUGAGACUACAAAUUUUGUUUGAGUAAAUUUCUACUGCUGAUGAUGGUGUACAGUGCAUCAUGGAUGUCAGUCUUGAGUUGCUAAAUCUGUUUGAAGUCUAUCCCACUUAACAUAUUGAUCAUGGCACACAGCAUGAAGGAGGGUAUUCUCUGUGUGAAGAAGAGACUUCACCUUUACAAGGACUGUGUGGUGGUCACUGCUACUAAUACCAUCCCAGACAGAUGCGUCUGUGGCAGGCAGAUUGGUGAGGGUGAGGUCAAUAUGGUUUUCCGUCUUGUUGGUUCCUUCACCAAUUGCUAACAGACCCAGUCUAGCAAUAUCCUUCAGUACUCAAUGCAUUGGUCAGUAGUGAUGCUGCUGAGCCUGUAUUGGUGAUAGACAUUGAUUACACAGAAUACAUUCUGCAUUCUUGCUAUCCUCACUGCUUCCUCCAAAUGGCAUUCAACAUGGAGAAGGGGUAGGGUGGGACAUGUUAAUCAGCAAGAGCUUUCCUUGUCCAUAUUCAGCCUGGUACCAUGAGACAUCAUAGGGUCUGAAGUCAAUUUUGAGGAUCCCCAGCGCAACUCCCUGCUGACGAUAUGCCAGUGGGGCAAGACAUGUCCGGGGUUUGGGGUGGUGUUGUUUCAGACAUUGUGUGUAAGGUAGAUGAGUAUGAUUAUGUUAUUUUGUUCCUUGACUAGUCUGUCAAACAUUUACUGCAAUUUUGACACUAGCCCCAGAUUUUGGUAACAAGGACUUUGUGGCUUUGACGGGGCAGAUUUUGUCAUUGUAUUUCUGAUGCUUGGGUUGAUGCCAAGUUGUCUGUUCAAUUUCAUGCAUUUCUUGAAGCUUUUUGAUGGUUUGAAUGGCAUUCUAGGCUAUUUAGGCAGAGAGUUAAGAGUCAAUAACAUCGCUGUGAGUCUGGUCACAUGUAGGCCGAACCAGGUCAGGAUGGUAGUUUGCCUUCCAUAAAGAACAUUAAUGAGCCUAUAUGUUUUAAGAUCAUGUUUUCAUAAUUAUCAUUGCAUUUUUAAUUCCAGAUUUUUCAUUGAUUUCAAAACCCACAAACUACCCUGGUGGGAUUCAAACCUAGCUCCCCAGAAUAUUAGCUGCAUCUUUACUCACACUGCACCCAUCACUUCCCCAGUAUAAUUUAUACAGUAUGCCUCUGACAGAACAGUCUAACUAACAGUAUAGGGACCAUUCCAAAAUAAGUUCCUUUUCCUCUGUGUGAAUCCUAACAAUAUACUAAUUCAAAAGAGAAUUCUUAUGGCCCAUAUCUUCUGGUGCCAAUUGCCUUUGUCCUUUGCAAUACACUGAAAUAUAAUUUGUAUGAAAAAGCACUGAAACAACAUAUUUAACUUUUCUGUCUGCCAGCACUCCAUAGCGCAAGACACACUCUAACAGAAGUAACAUUGCACAGUAUUGCUUCUGUUAAGAUAUCAAUAAAAGAUAAGUUAAUGCAUUCUGCUUUGGAAUUAAGUUUCUGUUCUUCAAAUCCAACAUUUGACAUUAGUAUUACUGCUAGUGCUGGUGGGGAGAUGAAGAGUUCUAUAAGUAAUGUCAUUGGGCUGAUAAAGUGAAUGCUGAUAAAGAGAAAGGAGUUCUAAUUUGAACAUGUGCAAUUGUUAAUGCUAAUAAAGGAGAACCUAAAUUGAUGGCACGUCUUACCAGUUGUUUCCUUCAAUAAUUCUACAUGCCAAGAAACAGUUUCUAAAAUUAAGCAUGUAAAUGGCAAAGAAUUAAAAAGCCUUUCACCAAAAUAAUGCAAAACUCCUGUGCAAGGUCUCCUGUACCUUGGUGGUUAACUAACAGAAGCCUUUUUAUAUUCAUUCACUUACAGGAUAUGGGUAUCGCUAUCUGGGUUGUAUUCCUGUAUAUCUGCUGUCCUUAUCCUUCUCGAUAAUAUUGUAUUCCUGUAUAUCUGCUGUUCUUAUCCUUCUUGAUAAUAAUGGUCAUGGUUUGGAAGGGCUGUCUAAGGAGCCUUGGUGAAUUUCUGCAGUACAUCUUGUAGCCAGCAUGCAGUACUGCAACUGAGCAUCAGUAGUAGAGGGAAUUGAUGCUUGUGGUGCCAAUCAAGCAGGCUGCUGUAUCCAGGAUAGUGUCAAGUUUCCUGAGUGUUUUUGUGUGUGCACUCAUAGAAUACCUAUGGUAUGGAAACCGGCCAUUUGGCCCUUCAAGUCCACACCAACACUCUGAACAGGAUCCCACCCAGACUCAUCCCCCUGUCCCUGUAACCCUGCAUUUCCCAUAGCUGACCCACUUUGCCUGCACAUCCCUGGACACUAUUGGCAAUUUAGCAUGGCCAGUCCACCUAGCCUGCACAUCUUUAGACCAAUGCAGGAUACCUGAGUACCUGCAAGAAACCAAUACAGACACAGGGAGAACAUGCAAAUUCCACACAAGCAGUCACCUGAGACUAGAAUCGAACACAGGUCCCUGGCACUGUGAGGUAGCAGUGCUAAGCACUAACCCACGUUCCACCCCUCGUUUGGGCACUCCUGAUGUGUGCCUUGUGGAUGGUUGACAGUGUUUGGGGACUCAGGAGGUGAAUUAUUCACCGCAAGUUUCCUAGCCUCUGACCUGUUCUUGUAGCCACAGUCCAGUUCAGUUUUUGGUCACUGGUAACCCCAGAAUGUUGAUAGUGGGGAAUUUAGUGAUGAUGAUGCCAUUGAAUAGAACAUAGAACAUAGAACAUAGAACAGUACAGCACAGAACAGGCCCUUCAGCCCACAAUGUUGUGCCGACCAUUGAUCCUCAUGGAUGCACCCUCAAAUUUCUGUGACCAUAUGCAUGUCCAGCAGUCUCUUAAAUGACCCCAAUGACCUUGCUUCCACAACUGCUGCUGGCAACGCAUUCCAUGCUCUCACAACUCUCUGCGUAAAGAACCUGCCUCUGACAUCCCCUCUAUACUUUCCACCAACAUGCUUAAAACUAUGACCCCUCGUGCUAGCCAUUUCUGCCCUGGGAAAUAGUCUCUGGCUAUCGACUCUAUCUAUGCCUCUCAUUAUCUUGUAUACCUCAAUUAGGUCCCCUCUCCUCCUCCUUUUCUCCAAUGAAAAGAGACCGAGCUCAGUCAACCUCUCUUCAUAAGAUAAGCCCUCCAGUCCAGGCAGCAUCCUGGUAAACCUCCUCUGAACCCUCUCCAAAGCAUCCACAUCUUUCCUAUA
Stegostoma tigrinum is the source of this 9759-nucleotide messenger RNA. RefSeq lists its product as uncharacterized. Lineage: Eukaryota; Metazoa; Chordata; Chondrichthyes; Orectolobiformes; Stegostomatidae. The record is from RefSeq and is a predicted model, not a curated record. The transcript is spliced from 4 exons. Bases 70 to 2844 code for a protein of 924 amino acids.